Hippopotamus amphibius kiboko is the source of this 1472-nucleotide messenger RNA. RefSeq names its product DLA class II histocompatibility antigen, DR-1 beta chain-like. Lineage: Eukaryota; Metazoa; Chordata; Mammalia; Artiodactyla; Hippopotamidae. Gene Ontology annotation, biological process: positive regulation of T cell activation; antigen processing and presentation of exogenous peptide antigen via MHC class II; immunoglobulin production involved in immunoglobulin-mediated immune response. Gene Ontology annotation, molecular function: MHC class II protein complex binding. Bases 70 to 870 code for a protein of 266 amino acids. Gene Ontology annotation, cellular component: lysosomal membrane; late endosome membrane; MHC class II protein complex. The transcript is spliced from 6 exons. The record is from RefSeq and is a predicted model, not a curated record.
GAGGAGGGUCAGAGUACGCAUUUGAGUGGGACUUGCCUGCUCCCCUCACACCCUCUCCUGUUCUCCAGCAUGGUGUGCCUGUAUUUCUCUGGAGGCUCCUGGAUGGCAGCUCUGACGGUGAUACUGAUGGUGCUGAGCCCUCCCCUGGCUUGGGCCAGGGAGACCCAACCACAUUUCCUGGGGUAUUCUACGAGCGAGUGUCAUUUCUCCAACGGGACGGAGCGGGUGCGGUUCCUGGACAGAUACUUCUAUAACGGAGAGGAGUGGGUGCGCUUCGACAGCGACGUGGGCGAGUUCCGGGCGGUGACCGAGCUGGGGCGGCCGUUCGCCAAGUACGGGAACAGCCAGAAGGACUUCCUGGAGCGGGCGCGGGCCGCGGUGGACACGUACUGCAGACACAACUACGGGGUUGUUGAGAGCUUCACGGUGCAGCGGCGAGUCGAGCCUACAGUGACUGUGUAUCCUGCAAAGACCCAGCCCCUGCAGCACCACAACCUCCUGGUCUGCUCUGUGAAUGAUUUCUAUCCAGGCAACAUUAAAGUCAAGUGGUUCCGGAACGGUCAGGAAGAGGAGGCUGGGGUGGUCUCCACAGGCCUGAUCCCUAAUGGAGACUGGACCUUCCAGACCAUGGUGAUGCUUGAAACAGUCCCUCAGAGUGGAGAGGUCUACACCUGCCAAGUGGAGCACCCCAGUCGGAUGAGCCCUAUCACAGUGGAAUGGAGGGCACGGUCUGAAUCUGCUCAGAGCAAGAUGAUGAGUGGAGUUGGGGGCUUUGUUUUGGGGCUGCUCUUCCUUGCAGUGGGGCUGUUCAUCUACUUCAGGAAUCAGAAAGGACAUCCUGCACUUCAGCCAACAGGACUCCUGAGCUAAAGUGAAGUUGAUCACACUCAAGGAAGAAUCUUCUGUCCCAGCUUCUUCACAUUAUGGAAAGAUUUCAGCUUAGCUCUAACUCUUCCACAAUGAGAGUACUUUCUCAGGAUCUUGUUUGCUCCUGGUUCAGUGACCCUGUAGAAAAUGUCUUCCUAGGUUGCUUUCUUAGCUCCACCCUCACUGCUCGGCCUCCAGCCUUUGACCUGGAAAUUCUCAAUAUUGAUUGUAGUACUUUAUAUUCUUUCUUCCCUGGUCCCCUUUAUUUUCAACCUUUGCUGCCUCCUGUGCAUCUGAACUCAUCUUCUGCUUGUAUUACUUUAUAAUGUUUUUCUCAAAUAAAUACGGAAUGAAAAUCAUUUGCUUCAUACGUCUUCAAAGAAAGAAGUCAAAAGAAAAGAAAAAAGGAAGAUUACCUCACACAUAAUAAUGUUUUUAUUUAUAUUCCUGAAUUUUGGUCAUAUGUGGAUCUGGAAUUUUCCUUUCUUCCUUUCCUGUUAUUCUCUUGGGUUUUCUGUGUUCUGUUAUUAGACAUGUUUUCCUGAGCUGGGAGAAAGCCCUUAAUGAAUGCAUUUCAUGAUGGUUCUCUACAUCUUUGUAUUUUC